AAGUACUAGUCGGAACUAGGAAACUCUGAAUUUACUGACUCGCAAACUGUUGGAUCGCGUCGCGUGUAUAACUAGGCUACAACCAUUUAGCGAGUUGAACAUUUCAGAAUUUCCUAGUUUCGACUAAUGCGUGAACGCGACAAGACAGACCUGUGCGAGCGGCCUGUUGCUACUCACUACGUAGACAGUUUAAACUCUGUACUGUCUGACGUAGGUGUCGUUUGCCUGCUAGUGGCUUUCACUGUAAAAACAUGGCGAGGUUUAGCGAGCAUGGGAUUCGCCUCAGUUCCAUGAGUCCGUCCUUCCUGAAUAGUAAUUCAACAAGUCAUACGUGGCCUUUCAGCGCAGUUGCAGAACUAAUAGAUAAUGCGUCAGACCCGGGUGUGACAGCCAGGCAGAUCUGGGUAGAUGUGGUGGAGGAACAGCAACAGCUCUGUCUGGCCUUCACUGACAACGGCAGCGGCAUGACCCCCAACAAACUGCACAAAAUGCUCAGUUUUGGUUUCACAGAGAAAGGGUCUGGUAAGGGCAGCCACCAGGCCAUCGGUGUCUAUGGAAACGGCUUUAAGUCUGGCUCCAUGCGUCUGGGUCGUGACGCUCUGAUCUUCACUAAGAACGGAGGCUGUCUGACUGUCGGCAUGCUGUCCCAGAGCUACCUACAGGCUAUAAAGGCACAGGCUGUCAUCGUCCCCAUAGUGCCCUUCAACCAACAGACCAAGGUGCUGGUAGUGACUGAGGACUCUGAGGCCAGUCUGAAUGCCAUCCUGACCCACUCUCUGAUCCACACUCAGAAGGAGCUGCUACAGCACUUUGACUCCAUCCUCUCCAAGAAGGGCACUAAGAUCCUCAUCUGGAACAUACGCAGGAACAAAGAUGGUAAGCCGGAGCUGGAUUUCGAGACAGAUGAGUUUGACAUCCGGAUGCCAGAGAUCCACUCAGAGGAGACCAAGACUAGAGGCAGGAAGAAGAGCUUCCCUGGACCGCAGAGGACUGACCACACCAUCCCAGAGAUGGACUACUCCCUGAGAGCCUACCUCAGCAUCUUGUACCUGAAGCCUCGGACUCAGAUCAUCCUGCGACAGAAGAAGGUUCAGACCAAGCUGGUCGCCAAGAGCCUGUCGCAGAUUGAGAACGAUGUUUAUAAACCCCAAUUCAAUAAAGACAGAGUUAAGGUCACCUUUGGGUUCAACCGUAAGAACAAAGACCACUAUGGCAUCAUGAUGUACCACAAGAACCGCCUCAUCAAGUCCUAUGAGAAGGUUGGCUACCAGAUCAAGUCGUCAGGUCAGAGGGCAGGGGUUGGGGUUAUUGGAGUCAUUGAGUGCAACUUCCUGAAGCCGGCUCACAACAAGCAAGACUUUGAAUACACCAAAGAGUACAGGCUGACCCUGUCGUCCCUGGGGCUGAAGCUCAACGACUACUGGAAUGAGAUGAUGGAGAAAAAGGCGAGAGAACGAGAGUUCCUGGCAGCGGAGAAGAAGAAUGAAGAGGAAGAUGAGGAGGAGGAGGAAGAGGAGGAGAGUCCAGUGUGGCUGCAGUGUGAGGACUGUCUGAGGUGGAGGCGUGUCCCAGAAGGCCACUACAGCUCCACCCCUGAACACUGGAGCUGCAGCCAGAACCCCAACACCAUGCUCAGGAGCUGCUCUUUGCCAGAGGAAGCAGAGGAGAGUGAAGAAGAGUUAACGCCAAGCUACCAGAAGAAGACCUACAAGAAGGACCAAGGCCUGGUCAGAAAACGAGGCCGUCCGCGGAAGCACCAUGUACUCCCCCAAGGCCUGUCUGAGCCGGUCCUCCUCCGCCCUCUGCCCCGUGAUGCCCCCCUCCCUCUGUCUGAGCCGGUCCUCCUCCGCCCUCUACCCCGUGAUGCCCCCCUGCCUCUGACUGAACCGGUCCUCCUCCGCCCCCUACCCCCUGAUGCCCCCCUGCCUCUGACUGAACCGGUCCUCCUCCGCCCUCUACCCCCUGAUGCCCCCCUCCAUCUGCUCACAGAGGAGACUGAGAACAGCGAGCAGAAUAAGCCAGUGGCUCCACUGGUGGCCACUUUAGAGGAUGACGAGGACAACAUGGCACAGUCCCAGUCUGGGUCAGAGACAUGCGCACCCACACGCGCAUGCAAACGCUCAUACAGCAGAAACAAGCGGAAGUCAAUAUGGCCGCCCAGGGACAUGGAAAAGAGACCACAACCAUGGGCGGGUCCACACCCAUUCGCUGACGAGAUCCAAGAUGUGCAACAACCUGGGAAAGACGGCAACGAACCACAGACACUGACUGGGCAGACAGAGAAGACCAAGGGGGAAAAGGCACCACUUGGGGCCACCAGAGGAGGCCUUUCCCAGCCCAGCUCCAGCCUUGCCUGGCCUCCCUCCCUCACUUCAGCCCAGACGGUGGUGGUGUCCCCCCUGAGUCGCCCGGAGGGCCCCUGGCCCCGGGCUCUGACCCUGGAGGGAGCUGGUUCAGAAAGGGGAGCCCUGGUCCAGAGACUGGCUGGACUGGAGAAGGAGGCUCAGAGGCUGAGGAGGAUACUGGGUUCCAACGCACCCCCAGCAACGCAGGACACUGUGGUGAUGACAGAGGCUGCCUCUGGGGAUAAGGCAUCUGGUGGGGUGGGGGCGGAGACAACGGUGGCCAUGGUAACCAAACAGGACCCAAAGGAGUGUGAGAGCUCAGCUUCCCCUGGCAUACCAGGGCUGGUUGUGGAGGGCAUCCAGCCCCAGAGAGAGCAGCCUGAGCUGGGCAGGCUGAGGAGGGAGAAGGCUGACCCCCAGAGCAGGCUGAGACAGACUGACAGCCCAGUGACCAGGGACCAGAGCUCCCGCAUUGUGCAGGAGAACCUCCACAAAAUCCGAGGGAACGUGGUGGCUCUGCUGUCAGCCAUCCUGCCCCACCUGGACCUGCAGGGCAUCAGCCUGGAUACGCCAGACGUAGACAGCAUCCUGCAGCAGAUCAUAGACGCCAACUCACUGUCUCCACUCUAGAACCCACUCUCAGUGCUCUAGAACCCACUCUCAGUGCUCUAGAACUCACUCUCACCACUAGUACUUAUGCUCACCACUCUACUGUAGGUAACAUAUUGUUUAUUUUUCCAUACCGACCUGGAACCCCUAUGUCCACAACACAUUAUCCACACACUGACUCACAUUGUAAUGGCUGACCCAUCUUAAUAGCCCGACUGACUAUCACAUUGUAAAUACUUCAUCCCCAAUUGACCCUGCCUAAGUUCAGAUGCGUUGUACUGUACUCGUUGAGUGUGAGAUGUUGUAAUACUGUACUCAGAUCAGCUUGCUAUGCUGUAUGUUUUACCUUCACCAUAUGUAAAGGAUCCACAUAAGUAACCAGCAGUCUGCUUCAUUUAAUAUCAUGUGUUAUUACUUGUCAAUCAGAGACCCUGGCUUGUGUGAGAGAAGCUGAGAAGCCUAUUACUGUUUGCUUUUCAUCCUUGCUACUGUUUUUAAUACGUUUGUUAAUUAUUUUGUCAUUUGAAUAUAUGAACAUGUUCCUUGAUAGUGUUAGGGCUGGACUUAAACAACCCUGUCAUUACAAUGUUUUAUAGUUUUACCGUUUGUUUGCUUGCAUAUCUUUUUAAAGAAAUUCAACCAGG
Molecule: messenger RNA, 3598 nt
Organism: Oncorhynchus nerka (sockeye salmon)
Lineage: Eukaryota; Metazoa; Chordata; Actinopteri; Salmoniformes; Salmonidae
Product: MORC family CW-type zinc finger protein 3-like
Exons: 16
Coding region: 252-2975 (907 amino acids)
Cellular component (GO): nucleus; nucleoplasm
Molecular function (GO): ATP hydrolysis activity; zinc ion binding
Source: RefSeq, a predicted model, not a curated record